AUGGCGAGCCCAUUUGCUUCAAUCGCCAAUCAGAGGGUCUCGGCCCAGCGACCGCCAAAAGACAGACCGGAACUGGAUUUUGACAGAUGCGCCGCUCUGCACAACACAAUAGCCAUCUACGGCUGGCUACGCAGCGGCCGCAAGGUCGCCGACAUGGACCGCAAAACCUGGUGGCAGAAGCGCGGCAAUCCGACUUUGGAGGUUCUAUUACGACCGUCUCUUGUCAAGUUCUUGAAAAAAAUCUUCGAUUUGCCUGGAGGAGACGGAAGCCAUUUUUUCUAUUACAUCAGCAGAGUUGCAAAACCUAGGGAAAUGCUGUAUCUGGGUGAUUUGUUGGAUGACAACGAGAAGCCGCUCAAGGGAGAGAAGCAUCGGUUUAUUACUCUGUACAUGACGAACAAGGAAUUGGUCAGUCAACGGAGUGGCAUUGUAUACGAUCAAGAAACCGGCAAGGCAAUCUUCAUGCCAACCUUUUUGCACAUCUUCGACCUGUACGACCAGAAAUUGCCAUGGCAAAGGCUAGAAUCAAUCCUCAGCGCAUACAUCGACAUGAUCGAAGCCGGAAAAGCCGUAGCCUUACACGAAUCCAUUGCUCGACGGUCACGCUACGACACGCAUCCUUGGAGCUUGGUUUCCUACACCCACGGAGACUUGACUUCAUGCCUCAAACUCUGGGAAGAACUGUUUACGGAAGUCGAAAUCAAAAGUGGAUUGCGAGAUGAGGAAGAAGAUCCGAAUACCACACCCCUCUGCAGUCGCUCUGGCCUUUCCGCUGCUGGUGUGCCCAGAGGUUUCGCUUACGAUUUGCUUUCUCACGCCCGCCAACCGCGUAUCUGGUACGUGGCACCUGGCAUCCGCCUACCUCAAGCCUCAGAAUUCGUGAACCAGCCCUUCAAACACGUUGCAGCGCGCUACCCAAAGGAAACAGAAGGCAUCAAGAUGCCAUUCUUGUUCUUCCGCGCAGAAGGCACGGUGACUUCCAAACAAGCAAACUUCCGCUGGCCGUUCAGCACAGUGCAAGAAGUUCCUUGCGGCUUGUAUCUUGACUCUUACCCAAACAAAGAGAACCCUUUUGAAGAUGCCUGUCGUCUUGUUUUGCCCUUUGCAGUGGGAGCAAACAAGAAAGCUAGAACCAGUGAUGGUAGAUUGAUGCAAAAGAGCCAUACAGAGGUUUAUGCUCACGGUAUUAAUCCGUUUACUCUACGCCAUGGUCCUAAAUUGACAGCGAUCCUCGAGAAUUGGUUGAUGAAUGUCAAGAGUGGGCAUUGGACUGUGGAUGAGCAGGGUGUUUCUGGCGGAGUCGAGGCUUGGAAGCAGGCGGACACGGAAGAGCAUUGGGAUAAGUAUGUUUCGGCGCAUUUGGCAUUGUAA
This is a messenger RNA of Aureobasidium namibiae CBS 147.97, 1371 nucleotides long. RefSeq lists its product as uncharacterized. The coding region runs from base 1 to 1371 and encodes 456 amino acids. The record is from RefSeq and is a predicted model, not a curated record. The transcript has 3 exons. Lineage: Eukaryota; Fungi; Ascomycota; Dothideomycetes; Dothideales; Saccotheciaceae.